UUUGAAUUUGGCAAUGCACAAGGACCAUCCAUGCUUGCUGUGCAACGUUUCGCUUUGAAAGAAAUGGAAGUAGCAACGAACAGGUUCAGUUCUGAGUUGUUAAUAGGCACCGGAGGGUUUGGAGUGGUUUAUAAAGGUCUUCUUAACACGGGUGACACGGUUGCAAUCAAAAGAGCUAAAAGAGAUACAUUUCAGAAUACCCAAGAAUUUUACAAUGAGGUAAAACUGCUAGCAGAGAUUCGUCACAAGAACCUUGUCACUUUGAUUGGAUUUUGUGAGGAAGCAGGUGAACAAAUUUUGGUUUAUGAGUACAUACCCAAUGGCUCUUUAUUGGAACAUAUUACAGGUCAAACGAAUGUGCAAUUCACAUGGAGACAACGCGUUCAAAUAGCAAUUGGUGCGGCAAAAGGGAUUGGUCACCUGCAUGAAGAGUGCAAGCCUCCCAUCAUCCAUAGGGAUAUUAAACCUAGCAAUAUCUUGGUGGAUAAUCAAAUGGAAGCAAAGGUAUCAGAUUUUGGACUUGUAAGAACGGGUCCAUUAGGUGGUGAGUCACAUGUGAGCAGCCUAGUUAAAGGCACUCCUGGUUACAUGGAUCCUGACUACUGUUCAAGCUACCAUCUUACACCAUUCAGUGAUGUGUACAGUUUUGGGGUUAUUCUUUUGCAGUUGGUUACUGCAAAACCAGCAGUUGAUCUUACCAAAAGGCAACCUCGCUAUAAUGUCAUCGAUUGGGCUAGGCCAAGCCUGGAACAAGGCAAUUUGGAGAACAUUUUGGACUCUUCCCUUCUUAGACAGACAUAUAAUAGAGAUAUGAUGUUGUUUAUGGGUCAACUUGGGCUGAGGUGUGUUGAACGAAGUCCUAAAGACAGACCCACCAUGAGGCAGAUAUGUGAGGAGCUAGAGUUCCAUCUUUACUCUCAAAUACUGGAACCUAGUAGAUCCUUAGUUAACAGACAAGGAGAAAAUUCUAUCAAUGAGAAUGAGGAUUCUAUAAGCUUAGAGAAUAUUGGGUUACAGAAAUUUGAAGUAGAAAUGGAAAAUGUUUCAUUUGAUGGUACAAAUAUGAGAAGUUUGGAGUGUCAUAGCUUCAGAAUAUACCUGAGCCUAAAUAAUUCUGAACAAGUAAAUGAAGUAGAUGAUACAAACAACACCACCAUCAACACUUUUUGCUUCUCAUAAUUGUUGAUAAUAAUGUAA
Messenger RNA from Cryptomeria japonica (Japanese cedar), 1197 nucleotides. RefSeq names its product putative serine/threonine-protein kinase. The transcript has 6 exons. Bases 31 to 1179 code for a protein of 382 amino acids. Gene Ontology annotation, biological process: protein phosphorylation. Gene Ontology annotation, molecular function: protein kinase activity; ATP binding. The record is from RefSeq and is a predicted model, not a curated record. Lineage: Eukaryota; Viridiplantae; Streptophyta; Pinopsida; Cupressales; Cupressaceae.